Molecule: messenger RNA, 1065 nt
Organism: Phytomonas sp. Hart1
Lineage: Eukaryota; Euglenozoa; Kinetoplastea; Trypanosomatida; Trypanosomatidae
Source: the annotation of a GenBank genome assembly
AUGCCUGAUGAUGAAGCGCUGACGCGGCACCGCUUAUAUUACACAUAUCCACUUGAUGAUAAUCCAGAGUUGCGUAUCACUAUGGGUUUUGCGGCCCGGCGGCCGAGUUUGACCUUCGCUGCGGAUGUUGUGGAUGCUAACGUCUACAUCAUGAAGCAUUGGGUUCUCGAUUUUAUUGCUCAAUCUGCCGGAAUCCCCGAAGAGAGCGUGUGCAAAACAAUUAUUCCACUCCUUGCUCGAAACCAGCACACUACAAUUAACACAAGCGAGAACGUUUUUCACAUGCCUGAAAAAAAAAUUGGGCGCACCAUUUCAACCCACUGGAUGUUUAGGAAGUUGACCGAGUCGAUCGACAUCCAGCUGCUGAACGCCGUCCCUAGCUUAUUUUUGCUGGAGAAAGUCGACAACUUGCGGGUUUUCUGCACUAUUAUUGAGGAGCACCCGAAUUCACCCUACAAGAUUUACCGCAUCAACAAGCGUGACAACUUUCAUGCGAUUAACCAGGAAAUUAUAGGGAUUAAAUGCCAGCACUUGCUGUUAUCCCCCGAACCUAUGGUGCAAUCGGUGUGGCCCGUCUUUCCGAAGUCACGGACGGCACUGGGGGUGACAAGCCCAGAUCGCUAUGGCACGUGCGUCACCACGACCCCCAUCCCGACCCCUCCCAAGAACUUCAAUGGGUUCCCCCUCUUUCCGGCCAUCCCGCCGAUGCCAUCCGGUGCCUCCAUCGCCCUUCUCUUGCCUAGCAAUCCCUUCACCUUAAAGGAGCGUAGUGGAGACCAGCAGGUGUACAUUGUCGAUAGCUUUGUGGAGUCGGUGCCCUCGGUGAACACGUUUAUCACCCGUAGUGUGAUCGGGCCAAAUGUCACGAUAGGGGAAGGUGCCCGCAUUACAGACAGCAUUAUUUUGGCAAACGUCGAAAUUGGUGGCAAAACGGUGAUCAUCAAUUCGGUCGUGGGCGCAGGUGCCGUGAUUAGCGCGGCGAAGAAAAUCACCAAUAGCAUCGUCGCACCACGCUGUUAUGUUGAGGAAGACGAAAACGAUCGUAUUGUUGCGCACGAAAACUAA